Molecule: messenger RNA, 960 nt
Organism: Nicotiana tabacum (common tobacco)
Lineage: Eukaryota; Viridiplantae; Streptophyta; Magnoliopsida; Solanales; Solanaceae
Source: RefSeq, a predicted model, not a curated record
AUGUCAACGAGUUCUAUACAAAACUCACCACCACCACCAUUAACAUAUUCUUCUCCACCAUUAGCAAUAAUUAUUGCAUUCAUUAUUUUUGUAUUCCUUUUUAUAGCUCUUUUCUCAAUUUUCUUUUGUAGAUGCUUCUUACAAAAUGUAUUAUACUCAUGGCAUAUUACUCUAGCUGGAAUUCCAAUUUGUCCAACCAAAAAUAUUCAAGGGCUUGAUCCAUUGAUUAUUCAAUCAUUUCCAACAUUUAUCUAUUCGAGUGUACAAGAUUAUGGAGAGGGAAAAUAUGGGAUUGAAUGUGCCAUCUGUUUGGUAGAAUUUGUAGAUGAUAGUUUCCUUCGUUUGUUAACAUCAUGUAACCAUGUAUUUCAUCAAGGAUGUAUUGACCAUUGGCUUGAAUUACACAAAACAUGCCCGGUAUGUCGCGCGAGCCUUGACUCGAAGGAAAUGCAACAAAGGGCAGUCCAGAGCACUAAACUUCCACAACAUAUGAGGUCCAGAAAAGUGUCGAACUGCAUUGAACCUAUGAGUAAUUCAAUGCAUGGCACUUAUAACGAAGAGGAGUUGUUAGAACACACAUGCAGCAUAACAAUCAAAGAUGAUGACAACAACAAUAGCAACAACAACAACAAUAAAGAUGACGACGAUGAAAAAGGACUCAAUAUUAGUGGGAAAUUUGAGAAACUAGCUUCGGAAACACUUGAACGUAUUGAGUUACGAGAGAAUGCUGAAAAAUUCUCGAGAUCACAAUCCACAGGACACUCGAUAAUAUUGGUUAGGGAAAGUGAAGAUAGGUUUACAUUGGGAUUACCUGAACAUGUGAGGGCAAAAAUUAUGAAGGGACAUAACUUGAUGAGAAGUUGCACAAGUUUUGAAGAAUUCAAGAACAAAACUACCACUGGAAAUUGUUGUUUUGGUGAAAUUUCCGAGUUAUCCAUUGUUUCUGUAGACAAAAUAUAA